Molecule: messenger RNA, 692 nt
Organism: Saccostrea cuccullata (small rock oyster)
Lineage: Eukaryota; Metazoa; Mollusca; Bivalvia; Ostreida; Ostreidae
Exons: 4
Coding region: 6-593 (195 amino acids)
Source: RefSeq, a predicted model, not a curated record
UCUAAAUGCUCUUGUUCCGAGUCAUAUUAUGGGUGAUCUUUGUUAGAACAAUAAUGGAGCAGCGAUUGUUUACGAAGUUAUUGAAACAAAAUUGGUUGGUUUUCCUCUGUGUUGCGUGUGUUGUGAAUUUUACUAACGGAAAUGGCGAGGCUUGCGGAACUAUUGACAGUGGAACUCAGUUAUUCUGCCCCAACAGCUACCACUGCUGUAGCGCGGCGCUACACUCCUGUUGUCAGGAAGGGUACAGUUGUCACGGCUCCAACUGUAUCAGCUUCAUCGCUGUAUUUGUGAUACCUAGUGUUGUCUCAUUUGUAAUUAUAGUCACAGUCAUCGCUAAACUCAUCAAGAAAAGAAAUGUAUUAAAUACACGUGUCUGUCGACCAGGACUCACGUCAGUGGAGUAUCCGGAAAAUCUCCCUGCUUGUAACUAUUGCCAACCAGAGUCGUGUUCUUUUCUUCAGUAUUUUUACUCAGCAGUAAAAACAGGAAUUAUGAAUUGUAGAAUAAAAAAUAUUUUUGGAAAAUAUACAAAACGAGUGUUAAACAAAGCCAGAUGGAUAAAUGCAAACAUCGAACAGUGUCAAAUUAAUUAAAGAGGAUUUGUUUGACCUGAUUGUGGCAGUUUUCCUUAGAUCUUACAUUAUUUUACUGUCAAAGUAUAGUUUACUUUAAUACAUAUAUUUCGAAAUAAA